Messenger RNA from Armigeres subalbatus, 1152 nucleotides. RefSeq lists its product as uncharacterized. The transcript is spliced from 2 exons. Gene Ontology annotation, molecular function: carbohydrate binding. Bases 247 to 1059 code for a protein of 270 amino acids. The record is from RefSeq and is a predicted model, not a curated record. NCBI's taxonomy places the organism in Eukaryota, Metazoa, Arthropoda, Insecta, Diptera, Culicidae.
CGUGUAGACGCAGGAAACUCGACCAAGGUCGCUAAAAAGCACCGCUUCCAGUUAGCCGGUCGCCCAAUCAUUAUAACGCUGAAUAAUAGACUAGUCCCUUGACUCCUCUCUUCGAUGAGCGUCAAAAUGAAUAAUAAAACUAAAUCACCUUCGCUUGUUUGUCUCAGUUCAAUUUCGGAUGCUGAAUGUGCGUGAUUGUAGAUUUCUAAUACGUAUAGAACAUAUCGAGCGUUGAAUCGGUUGAAGAUGGCGCGCGGUGGAACUUUUUUCGUGGUAAUUGCAGUGUGCAUUGCUGUUACUCAGGCAGGUUUCUUGGAUUGGUUCCGGAGCAAGGCAAACCAAGGCCACAGUAUCUGUAAAGUAGACUUCGAAGUGUUGGACCCACAAGGGUUGAGACUAUGGACGGCUCACAAACCGGAGUUGAAGAUGUUCGGAAUAGAAGUUUACAUCAAUCCAACUGGUAGAAGUAACGAACCGGCAAUUUGUAGUUUAUGUAGAAAUACUACAAAAGCUACCCAUGGCAAAUACUUCCUCCAGGAUGAUAACGUGAUCGUCAAAAAAGGUGAUGUUUUGGAAUACAUAGCAAUAACUGAUAAUGGAAUGACUACACAACGGCACAAACCGAGGAAGAUUGUUGUCAAUGAAUAUAUUAUCAAACCAAUGGGACGCUGUGCCUGCCCCGCACCCGUCGUUACUUCGACAAUUCAUGAAUCCAACCCCAGUGCGGAAAUAGAACUGUUGGAACGCGUCAUUACCAGUCUCUCGAACCGUUGCGCCCAAGGGCUUGUAUCGAACUAUCUCUUCCUGCAGGUGGACAACGCAGACGGACCGGUCAAUCUACUGGAACGAGUGAAAAAAUAUUUCGAAACCAACCCUGCUCUUAAACCGUAUAUCGGUGCGAUCACUUCGGCUGAGGAUUAUUCGGAUGGUAUCGCAUUCCAGGUGAAGUCGAUAGUGGACAAGCUGAAGAUAUUGGAGCUUACCCACACCGGAAAUGACAUUCUUGAUUACGACCAGACAAGCAUAAUCGGGAAGUUGGACAUUAGGAUAUCUGACUAAAAUAUUUCAACUGUGACCAAUAAUGAAUGUGAUUAGAUGCGAAAUAUACAAUUGUAGUACGAUUGUUGGAUAAAUUAUCUAACAAUUAUCUUA